Molecule: messenger RNA, 2682 nt
Organism: Xiphias gladius (swordfish)
Lineage: Eukaryota; Metazoa; Chordata; Actinopteri; Istiophoriformes; Xiphiidae
Exons: 9
Coding region: 274-1425 (383 amino acids)
Biological process (GO): biosynthetic process
Molecular function (GO): strictosidine synthase activity
Source: RefSeq, a predicted model, not a curated record
GACCCCAAGAGCCCGACAAGGCCGGAGGCGGGAGUGGACGGGGAAAGACUCGCGCCUCGGCCGAGCUUUGAUUUUGAAGGGCCACGUCGGAUGUGUUCGUCUGUGCUCCCGUGCGCUUCGCACACUGCUCCGUCUCGUACACGAGCGGACGCACGAGCGCACACACACACACACACACACACACACACAGAAAAAACUCUCGCUCGCUUCAUGGCUCAUCAGACCUGUGUGUGAUCCGGCAGGAGGAAGAGACGCCGAACGCACAACUCAACAAUGUUGGGUAGGAGAUCAUUAUUUGUGGCUCUGCUCGCCGCUGCCGUUGGAGUUUACCUGCUGCCUUCUCCCAUAGACCCCAAACCACACGUACUGAAGGGGCCUCCUCCAGCCCUCCAGGGACCGCUGGCCGUCAACACCCGUCUGCAGAAGGGUCGGAGGCUGUUCGCUGGUAAACUACACGGACCAGAAUCCUUCACUGCAGAUGAGAACGGUAACGUGUACACAGGAACAGUGGACGGGAAGCUGUGGAGGAUCGGCCCCGACGGCGGCCUCGCCCUGGUCACACAGAUGGGACAGAAUCUACCAGAAUGUGGCAGCAGUACAGACUAUGAGCCUAUCUGUGGUCGUCCUCACGGUGUUCGCCUGGACCGUCACGGUCAGCUGAUUGUUGCCGACUCUUACUUUGGGCUGCACAGCGUCGACCCAAAAACUGGAGAAAAGACUCUCCUGCUGGCUAAUUCACAGGGUGCUGAUGGCGUCCCCUUUGCCUUUCUGAACGGCCUGGAGAUUUCUUCCCAAACUGGGGUCAUUUAUUUCACCGACUCUUCCAGCCGCUGGGGACGCAGACACGUCAAACUGGAGGUGAUCGAGCUGAACAGCCUGGGCCGUCUCCUCUCCUACGAUCCUCAGACAGGAACCGUGAGGGUCCUGCUGGACUCUCUCUACAUGCCCAACGGCAUCGUCCUGUCGCCUGACGAACGCUUCCUGCUGUUGGCCGAAACCAGCAUCGGACGCAUACUGAGAUACUGGCUGAAGGGCCCGAAGGCCGGCACCAGGGAGACCAUCCUGGACAACAUGAUAGGUUACCCUGACAACAUCCGCCUUAGCGACCACGGAACAUUCCUGGUUGGCAUAACGACGACGCGGUUCCGGAAGCUCUUGCCUCCGUUCUUGGAUAUGAUUGCCCCGUACCCGGCUGUCAAGCGCUUCCUGGCCAAGGUGAUUCCUCUGAGCUGGUACAACCUCCUGCUGCCGCGCUACGCUCUGGUCCUGGAGCUGGGACUGGACGGCGAGCUGGUGGGAGCGCUGCACGACCCCGAGGGCCGCCUGACGUGGGCCGUCAGCGACGUCUUCCAGCACCGCGGGAGGACCUACCUGGGCAGCACCGACCUGCCAUUCCUGGCCGUCCUGGAGGGUUGGGAGGGCUGAUGAGGGACCACGGCUACCUCAGAAAGCGGAUCUUCUAGGCUCAUUCGUUUUUAGUUUUGGACGGUUCAAGGUUCUUGUCACGUCGAGCAGCUACAAGGAAAUUUUGUGGCGCGUCUGGAUUUAACAUUUUUAAGGGUUUUUAUUCGACGUUCACAUCUGGAACGACAUGUGAAUGUUUGUAUUAAUCAGACCUGGGUAUUGCGGUCUCUAUAGGUCACCUUGCCACCCACUAAUGAGCUGAGAGGUGAACUGAGCAACUGUGAAUAUCUAAAGACAUUCUUAGAAAAGUCAAACGUCCUGUGGGAACAGAAAAAGCUUCCAUCCGUGCAUUGUAGAGUAAAAUGAAUGUACUUUUUAGCACAAAAGACACGAAGUGUCCCAAAAUACUGUACAUUUUAUUGUUAAAUUGCAGAAAAUAGGUCUGUUAAGAGAGUGUAAAGUAAUCCAAGAACUUCUACCGACUCUGAAAUAGUAGAUGGACACUGUGGCCUUUAAUUGACACAAACAACGAAGUUGCAAUUUCUCAGUAGUGGGUCCUGAACUUGCAGAUUUAGCAGAAACCUGUGAUGAAUGUAACCUCACCCAACUGGCUCACAAGCUUUUUCUCGGACUGGACGUCUGCACGCAGGCAGCAGAAGAGACACUGGCUGAAUCCAUCAAUCUCCUUUCAGCCGGAAUAAAACUUUGAGCUUCAACAGGGACACUUAAUGAUACCUACUUUCUUCCCAGACAUCCUUGAUCUUGGCAUACACGUAGGGUCUGCUAAUAGCUCGGGCGCUUAAAUGGACUCGGAUUUGUGAUUUCCCUCAGACCCAUUGGCCCAGUUUUGUCUUCUUUUGCCCCCUCGGCUGAGAUGCGGCCUGGAAUUGUAAAAAUCAACCGAUGUCCCCCGAGGAAUUUUAAAUUAACACUGGAAAUUUUAAUUUUAGACUUUUUAAAAAAAAAAACAAAAAAAAACGAUGAGAAAUUACACUACUGGAACUUACGCUAAAAUUUUAAAGUUGUUGAAAAGGUAAGCAGUAAACUGCCAAAAGUUUUAAAAUAAAUAAAUAAAUAGGUUUAGGUGACCAAAAACUGGAAAAUCCUGUAAAUUUCUGAGAGAACAGGUUGUUUUUUCAGGGAUGAAGAACUUGGUUAAUUUAAAGCUUUACUGCAGCAGCGGAAGUAAAUUUGCGCCUUGAAAGUUAUUGUGAACAAUUCCUACUUUUUUUGUUGAUCACUUACAAAACCGUCUGUCUGUAAAAAAAAAAAAAAAAA